AUGAAGUACUCUAUUAUUCUCUCCACGUGGAUGGCCUUGGGCCUCGUGGGCGCUGCCCCAGUUACCCUGCCUACCUUGGGCGAGAUUGAGGAGUUCGCAGCUGCGCCUCAUUAUCGGCCUCCUUACUACAAGGAUCACGACGAUGACCGCCAUCACGACAAGAACCAUGACGGGCAUUUCAAGCGUGAAGUAGUUGAACAUCACGAUGGCCGCCAUGACGAGCACCACCACGACCAUGAUGAUGACCGUCACCAUGGCAAGGACCACGACGGACAUUUCAAGCGUGAAGUAGUUGAGCAUCACGAUGGCCACCAUGACGAGCACCACCACGACCAUGAUGAUGACCGUCACCAUGGCAAGGACCACGACGGACAUUUCAAGCGUGAAGUAGUUGAGCAUCACGAUGGCCGCCAUGACGAGCACCACCACGACCAUGAUGACCGUCACCAUGGCAAGGACCACGACGGACAUUUCAAGCGUGAAGUACUUGAGCAUCACGAUGGCCGCAAUGACGAGCACCACCACGACCAUGAUGAUGACCGUCACCAUGGCAAGGACCACGACGGACAUUUCAAGCGUGAAGUAGUUGAGAAUCAUGACGGCCACCAUGACGAGCACCACCACGACCAUCAUGAUGACCGCAAGGAUCACGAUGGACAUUCCAAGCGUGACAUUGAUGAGCAUCACGACGAUCACCUCGAUAAGCACCAUGACGAGCACCAUCACGACCAUGAUGAUGACCGUCACCAUGGCAAGGAUCGCGAUGGACAUUCCAAGCGUGAAAUUGAUGAGAAUCACGACGAUCACCUCGACAAGCACCGUGACGAGCACCACCACGACCAUCAUGAUGACCGCAAGGAUCACGAUGGACAUUCCAAGCGUGAAAUUGAUGAGCAUCACGACGGUCACAACGACGACGACCGUCAUCACGACAAGGACCACGAUGAACACCAUCAUGAUCGUCACGAUGGAUAUUCUCACUAA
Penicillium riverlandense is the source of this 984-nucleotide messenger RNA. RefSeq lists its product as uncharacterized. Lineage: Eukaryota; Fungi; Ascomycota; Eurotiomycetes; Eurotiales; Aspergillaceae. The record is from RefSeq and is a predicted model, not a curated record. The coding region runs from base 1 to 984 and encodes 327 amino acids. The transcript has 2 exons.